AUGGCAGCAACAAUACAAGUAGUUGCAUGUGCUUCCGCGUCACUACUCAUUAUGUCGGUGUUAGUGGAAGAGGAAAAGACGAAAAGAAAAAGAAAACAUAAAGUUUGGGUGCCUCGUUUUUUGAAAUCGAGAGAUGCAAAACAACUGCUAAUUGAUCUACGACAGGAUGAUGGAAGUGGGUUAUUUAAUAACUUUUGCCGUAUGUCUCCCGAGGAUUUUGAUGCCUUAGCUUCACUCGUUGAUGAACGUGUACGUAAAAAAGACACAAAUUACAGAAGUUCGAUACCUGUGGAAGUUAGGCUGGCCAUAACGCUUCGAUUCUUGGCAACUGGGGAUUCCUAUCGCAGUUUGAUGUACCUUUUUGGAGUUUCAAGACAACUUAUUUCCAGAAUUAUCCCAGAAGUGUGCGGAGCAGUAAUAGAAGCGUUGGACGACUACGUAAAGAUGCCACAAACUCAGGAGGAAUGGUUCCAAGUGGCUACAGAAUUCGAAGAACAAUGGAACUUUCCACAUGCAAUUGGAGCCAUCGACGGGAAGCAUGUGCUUAUGCAAUGUCCUGCGGCUAGCGGUAGUGAUUACUACAAUUAUAAAUCCUUCUUUAGCAUCGUCUUAUUCGCAAUGGUGGAUGCGAACUACAAGUUCAUGUUUGCGGAUGUUGGAUGUCAAGGUAGGAUCUCUGACGGGGGCGUCUUUAAGAAUACUAAACUUUAUGAAGAUCUGUGCAACGGGGAAUUAAAUUUACCACCUCCAAAAACACUAUCAAAUGAUAAAACGCAAUUACCAUUUGUAAUUUUGGGAGAUGAAGCUUUUGCUUUAAGUGAGAAUUUGAUGAAACCUUAUUCGGGGUUCUACGAAAAGGGUUCUAAAGAAAGGAUAUUCAAUUAUCGUUUAAGCCGGGCUCGAAGAGUGGUAGAGAAUGCGUUUGGUAUUUGUUCGAGUGUUUUUAGAGUUUUACGGAAGCCACUACUUUUAACAGCCGAAAGAGCACAAUUAGUUGUAAUAGCUUGCAUUUAUUUGCAUAACUUCUUGCGGAACAGUAACACAUCUAAACAGCUAUAUUGUCCGGAGAACUGGUUAGACACAGAAGUCAACGGCCAGAUGAUAUUUGGAAAAUGGAGGAGUGACAGUGAAAUGACCUCUUUAGCUCCUUUGAGAAAAGUGCCAAGAAGGCCAUCACGUCAUGCCCAGGAAAUUAGAAACGAAUUUUCUAGAUUUUUUUCCACGACUGGAUCCGUUCCGUAG
This is a messenger RNA of Photinus pyralis (common eastern firefly), 1242 nucleotides long. RefSeq lists its product as uncharacterized. The coding region runs from base 1 to 1242 and encodes 413 amino acids. Lineage: Eukaryota; Metazoa; Arthropoda; Insecta; Coleoptera; Lampyridae. The transcript is spliced from 2 exons. The record is from RefSeq and is a predicted model, not a curated record.